AUGUUUCAUCGCCAAAAAGACCUGAAGAUAAUCAUUAAGAGGUUGCAACUGUUCGAAUGCAAUUUAUGCCCCUAUAAAUGUUCCCUCAAAGCGAAUUUGCUCAGGCACAAAAUUGUACAUAUCGGCGCCAAACUCUUCAAAUGUAACAUUUGUUCAAGAAAAUUCAUGACCAAUGCCCUUUUGUCUGAACACAAAAUUGUGCAUGUCACUGACAAAAUUAUCGAGUGUGCACUUUGUAAUAGAAAGUACACGACCAAACACCAUUUGGCCAGACACAUUACAGAAAUGCAUAAAGGCGAAAGACCCUUCACAUGUGGAACUUGCCACAAAAAAUUCCCAACGAAAUCAUACCUGAGAAUGCACUUAUUCAGUGUACACUCCAAAGAGAAACCCUUCGGAUGUGAUGUCUGCCACAGGAAAUUCACGUUGAAAACCAGUUUGAAGAAACAUAAUUGCAUGCAUCCCGCAGAUACGCCGUACGAGUGCCAGAUUUGCCAUAGGAAAUUUUCCCUCUCAUCGAAUUUACACAGACACAGCCUCAUCCACACCGGUGAAAAACCGUUUGAGUGCCACCUCUGCCACAAAAGAUUCGCCAUUAAGAACAAUAUGACUCGACACAUUAUCACGCACACUGGCGAGAGACCAUUCGAAUGCCGCAUUUGCCAUGCCACAUUCAACAGCAAGGGCAUCUUGGCUUCGCAUCUUACAGUCCACACUGGCGAAAAAUCGUAUGGAUGCGAUAGCUGUGACAAGAAAUUCACCAGGAAAGAAAAUUUGCUCAGGCACAUUACUGUCCACACGGGCUAUCUACCAUUCGAGUGCGAAGUUUGCCACAGAAGAUUCACCGCCAAGGCGAUAUUGAAAAUGCACAGAAUAAUACACACUGGCGAAACGCCAUUCGAAUGCCGCGUUUGUGGCAAAGCGAGCAUCUUGGCUUCACAUCUUAUAGUCCACACUAGCGAAAAAUUGUACGGAUGCGAUAGCUGUGACAAGAAAUUCACCAGGAAAGAAAAUUUGCUCAGGCACAUUACUGUCCACACGGGCUAUCUACCAUUCGAGUGCGAAGUUUGCCACAGAAGAUUCACCGCCAAGGCGAUAUUGAAAACGCACAGAAUAAUACACACUGGCGAAACGCCAUUCGAAUGCCACGUUUGUGGCAAAGCGAGCAUUUUGGCUUCACAUCUUAUAGUCUACACUAGCGAAAAAUUGUACGGAUGCGAUAGCUGUGACAAGAAAUUCACCAGGAAAGAAAGUUUGCUCAGGCACAUUACUGCCCAUACGGGCUAUCUACCAUUCAAGUGCGAAGUUUGCUACAGAAGAUUCACCGCCAAGUCGCUAUUGAAAAUACACAGAAUAAUACACACUGGCGAAACGCCAUACGAAUGCCACGUUAGUGGCAAAGCGUACGUAUUUCAGAGUGCAAUGAGGAAACACCAAUUCAAGAAACACGUUGCUGGAAUAUGA
Phaedon cochleariae (mustard beetle) is the source of this 1464-nucleotide messenger RNA. The record is from the annotation of a GenBank genome assembly. NCBI's taxonomy places the organism in Eukaryota, Metazoa, Arthropoda, Insecta, Coleoptera, Chrysomelidae.